Exserohilum turcica Et28A is the source of this 1096-nucleotide messenger RNA. RefSeq lists its product as uncharacterized. The transcript has a single exon. The coding region runs from base 133 to 1068 and encodes 311 amino acids. Lineage: Eukaryota; Fungi; Ascomycota; Dothideomycetes; Pleosporales; Pleosporaceae. Gene Ontology annotation, molecular function: oxidoreductase activity, acting on NAD(P)H. The record is from RefSeq and is a predicted model, not a curated record.
ACUGGGGUUCCCCCGUCGGGCUCAACUCUUGGAUUGAAGAUUUCAAAUACAGUCCAAAUCCCUGAGCUCACAAGGCCAAAUCAGGUGCUCAUCCGCGUACUGGCUGUCGCUUUAAACCCCACCGACCACAAAAUGGUUACCCAUUUUCCCGUUCCUGGUAACCAAAGUGGCUGUGACUUCUGCGGCAUAAUUGAAAAAAUCGCUUCAGGCAGCACAGAGACCACUUUUCCACCUGGGACAAGGGUCAGUGGGGGUACAUUUCCCUACAGCCGGACCGAAGCCGAAAGUGGUGCAUUUGCACAAUGGAUUGCUGUGGAUUCUCAGUUGCUUCUAAAAGUGCCGGACAAUAUGAGCGAUUUGGAAGGUGCCGCGUUGGGUGGCGUUGGAUGGGGCACUGCCGGGCUUGCAUUUUACGAUUCUGAAGCAUUGGCGCUUGAUGGAACCCCUUCAAACCCUACCAGCACCAACGAGCCUAUUUUGGUCUAUGGUGGGGCUACGGCUACUGGAACCAUGGCAUGCCAACUCCUGAAGCUAUCUGGAUACGCCCCUAUUGCCGUUACCUCGACUUCAUCGGCCUCGCUGGCACUCAAGUACGGUGCAGUCGGUACUGCUAUCUACACAUCUCCAAACUGCGUACAGUCUAUCAAGGAGAUAGCAGGCGGAAAGCCUGUGAAGAAAGUCCUAGACUGCAUCACGAGCGAAGAAUCAGCAGCACAUUCGUUCGCAGCAAUAGCACGGACAGGUGGCAGAUACGCCUGUCUUGAAGGAUUUAACGAAGCUUUCCGAACACGGCAAACUAUUCGCACCAAAGAGGUCAUGGGAUACGAAGGUUUGGGGGUUAAGAUUGAUCUAGGGCCUACACCAUAUUCUCGUGAGGCCAACCAAACGUUGUUUGAUGUGACUGCGCGAGUGGCCGCAGAAAUGCAGAAGCUAGUUGAUGCUGGUCUGAUCAAGACGCACCCGGUGAAGGAAGUUCCUGGAAAGUGGGAGGGGAUAAUUAAAGGGCUGGAGAUGUUGCAUCGGGGUGAGGUGCGUGGACAGAAAUUGGUGGUCAGAAUCAGUUCAUAGUAUGCCCUGAUAUUAUUUACAAUCUCUU